AUUGAUUAUUUUAGUAGUAGAAAAUAUAAAACGCAUUUGACGUGACGUCGGUCAGUGACACAAAAUCAAUUUUAUUGUUGCGAUAUUUGGCGAACUCUGAAAGUGGGAGGAUUUAGUCCAUAUCAUUAAUUCUUAUUGAAAUAUCCUUUCCAAGACUUUAUAAACUCUCAAAAUGUCUCGACAGACUUCUCGCCUGGACGCUAAGAAAGUUAAUUCAGAGCUUCUUACUCUUACAUAUGGAGCGUUGGUCUCUCAAAUGUUGAAAGAAAUUGAGAAUCCAGAGGACGUGAACAAACAAUUGGAGAGAAUUGGUUAUAAUAUGGGUGUCAGGCUGAUUGAAGAUUUUCUUGCUCGGACUACGUCAACACGGUGUUUGGAGAUGAGGGAAACUGCAGAUAAGAUACAACAGGCUUUCAGACUCUACCUUAGCAUGCAGCCUACCGUCACCAGCUGGAGCAGUUCAGGAGACGAGUUCUCCCUCGUCUGGGACCAGUGCCCACUAUCCGAGUGGGUAGAGAUGCCCAACAAUGGGCUGAAGUACUGUGGCCUAAUCCCUGGAGCCAUUAGGGGUGCCCUGCAGAUGGUACAGCUUGAUGUGCAGUGCUGGUUUGUGCAGGACCAGUUAAAAGGCGAUGCAGUAACGGAACUGCGGGUCAAAUUUAUCAAGAGAUUAGAAGACGCUGUACCUGCUGGCGAAGAUUAAACACUCAUAAUAUUAUGUAUCAAUUUUAUAAUAUCGAAGACCUAACAUUAGGUAUACUUACUAUUUGAUGUGACAGUCUUACUGUAUAGAAAUUAUAUUUCAAGACUGGAGGAUACCAUGUAAUACAUUGACGCGUUAAGUGCAUUAGGGAGAAAAUUAUGUAAGUCAACGCGUGACGAAAAAAA
Trichoplusia ni (cabbage looper) is the source of this 888-nucleotide messenger RNA. RefSeq names its product trafficking protein particle complex subunit 3 (gene Bet3). Gene Ontology annotation, cellular component: cytosol; cis-Golgi network membrane; TRAPP complex. Gene Ontology annotation, biological process: endoplasmic reticulum to Golgi vesicle-mediated transport; intra-Golgi vesicle-mediated transport. NCBI's taxonomy places the organism in Eukaryota, Metazoa, Arthropoda, Insecta, Lepidoptera, Noctuidae. The transcript has 4 exons. The record is from RefSeq and is a predicted model, not a curated record. Bases 173 to 703 code for a protein of 176 amino acids.